This is a messenger RNA of Seriola dumerili (greater amberjack), 10455 nucleotides long. RefSeq names its product piezo type mechanosensitive ion channel component 2 (gene piezo2). The transcript has 54 exons. Lineage: Eukaryota; Metazoa; Chordata; Actinopteri; Carangiformes; Carangidae. Bases 1 to 8952 code for a protein of 2983 amino acids. The record is from RefSeq and is a predicted model, not a curated record.
AUGGCCUCUGAGGUGGUGUGCGGGCUGGUCUUCAGGUUACUGCUGCCAGUGUGUCUUGCAGCUGCUUGCCUGUUCAGGUACAAUGCCCUGUCUUUCGUCUACCUCAUCUACCUCCUGCUUAUCCCACUCUUCGCAGAGCCCACAAGCACGUCGAUGCACGGCCACACAGGGCGUCUGCUGCAGUCCCUCUGCUUCACCAGUAUGUCCUUCCUGCUGCUCCACAUCAUCUAUCAGAUUACCGUCAACAGCCUCCUGGCCGGGAACUCCAUCACCUCCGACUUCAACUGUUCCACAUGGGAGAAAUCCAUAAGACAAAUUGGCUUUGAAAGUGUGAUUGGUGCAGAUGCGGGUAACGGCAUCCGAGUGUUCAUCCCUGACAUCGGCAUGUUUGUGGUCGGCUUGGCCAUCUGGCUGCUGUGUCGCAGUCUGGUCCAGAAGAGGCCGACUGAGGACAUGGCCCAGUACAACGCUGACUUCGAAGCAGAGGAACAAGAAGAAGAGGAGAAGCUGAGCCUUGACGACAACAUUCUGCUCGAGGAGGACUUUGAAGCGGGGUACGAGGCUGAGGAGGACGAGGAGCUGGAUGAGGAAGAAGAAGAUGAGGAGGAGGAGGAGGAAGGAAAGGAGAGCACAAAGAUGAAGAUCCUGCGAAUCCUGGCGGAAGUUGCAUCCAAAGUGAAGGAGAUCAUCGGGAAUUUGAUCACAACUGCGGGGAAGGUGGUGGUCACCAUCUUGUUGGGCAUGACAGGCAUCAUGCUGCCCUCGUUGACAUCGGCUGUUUACUUCUUCAUCUUCCUCUUCCUGUGCACCUGGUGGUCCCUGUGCCGGACCUUCGACACACUCAUCUUCAGCUGCAUGUGCGUCUUGAUGGCCAUCUUCAGCGCUGGACACCUCAUAGUCCUCUACCUCUACCAGUUCCAGUUCUUCCAGGAGUCCAUCCCACCAGGAGAUGGCUACAUCAGCACAUUCGGCAUCUCCCCCAUCGUCCAGAGCAACUGCUCCUACACAUGGAAGCUCAUCGUGCACCCGGAGCGUAAGUGGUACCACUUUGUGAAUCCCAUCAUGCUGCUGAUUCUCUACUACACUCUGGCCACGCUCAUCCGUCUCUGGCUGCAGGAACCCAUCGACCAGCUGACGGACGACAAGGACAGCGAUGCGUGUGAGGAGGAGGAUCUGGUUGGAAACAGAACAAGUAACUCAGCCAACAGGAAGAGACAUUUGUGGUGGGAAUCACGGCAGGGCACCGAUGAGAAAAACCUCCUCUCCACCCAGGAUGGCAUCAGUACAACUGAGGUUGUGCCGACCUCCAACGGGACGUCCUUUGACUUUGUCACAGCCGAGAAUGGACCAGUCUGCCUGGACUUGUACUCCACCCCCCAGUAUAAAAUGGACCAGCCCAGUGACGGUACAGAGAAGAAGAAUGAGUGUGUGUAUGAAGUGUGUUUGCCCCCGGAGGAUUCAGUGUUGGAGGGAGGAGAGGAGAAGUCUGAGGGAGGCGAGGAUGGGAUGAAGAAAAGAGGAGUCAGCGCGAUGGUCAAAGUCUUCCACUUCAUCAUGAAACAGAGCUACAUCUGUGCUCUCAUUGCCAUGAUGGCGUGGAGCAUCACGUACGUCAGCUGGCUGACGUUUGUCUUCCUCAUCUGGUCUUGCAUGCUGUGGAUGGUGAGAGACCGGAGGCGUUACGCAAUGCUGUCGUCUCCCUUCAUGGUGGCCUACGGCAACCUGCUGAUAGUUCUGCAGUACAUUUUCAGUUUUGAGAACAUGCCUGAAGUCUCUGGCUUCUUUGUCAGGAAGAAAAACCCUUUCCACUCGCUUUCAUCCAAGGCCCUUUGUCUGCUGAGCUUCUGGCUGCUGCUGAGACAGACCCUUACAGAGAGAUGGGAAAAACAAAAAGAGGACAGUGCUGGUCUCUCAGACGUUCAUGUUGAGGAUCAGGAGAAGAAGGAGGAGGACUCUGAGGAGGGAGGGGAGCAGGACACCAUGCAGGUUCUGGGCAACAUGGUCAUGGCUCUGCUGGUCAAAUACUGGAUCUACAUCUGUGGGGGGAUGUUCUUCUUCGUCAGCUUCGAGGGAACCAUCGUCAUGUACAAGAUCAUCUACAUGAUGAUGUUCCUCUCCUGUGUGGCAGUCUACCAGGUGCACUAUGAGUGGUGGCGAAGGAUCCUGAAGUACUUCUGGAUGUCAGUGGUGAUGUAUACCAUGCUGGUCCUGACCCUGGUCUACACCUUCCAGUUUAAAAGCUCGGUGAACCUCUGGUCCCAAAUGACGGGCCUGGACGAACAGAGCUUGAAGGACCUGGGCUUGGAGGAGUUCUCUGUGGCCGAGCUGUUCACCAGGAUUUUCAUUCCUACUUCCUUCCUGCUGGCAUGUAUCCUCCAUCUGCACUACUUCCACGACCGCUUCCUCCAGCUCACUGACCUCCAGGCUGUAGUAGCCAAAGAGCAGAGCACUAUCUACAGACUGGUGCACCCGGACAGUCUGGCAGACCUCACCAUGCUCAGCGCCACCUCGGUGGAUGCAGCACUCCCCAGAGAGGAGGAGGAGGAGGAGGCAGAGGAGCUGCAGGAGAAGCAGGAGGAGCAGGGGGAGUGGGGGCUGGAGAAGGAGAAAAACCAGGCCCUUGUGGUGGUGAUGGAUGACGCUGACUUGACUGGCGAGAAGCCCAGGAGCUUCUCUGACCCGCGGCAGUCCAGUACAGAGGAUAGCCACCACUGCAGUGCGGGGACCGAGCCAGAGCCGAGCACCGAGCAGAGCUCAGAUCUGAAGAAUAAGUGGCACCUGGUGGUCGACCGUCUGACCGUGCUCUUCCUCAAGUUCCUGGAGUAUUUCCACAAACUGCAGCUGUUCAUCUGGUGGUUGCUGGAGAUCCACAUCAUCAAGAUUGUGUCCUGCUACAUCAUUCUGGUCUGUGUCAAAGAGGUGUCUUUGUUCAACUAUGUGUUCCUGGCUUCCUGGGCCUUUGCACUGCCCUACAGUCAGUAUCGGCCCCUUGCUUCUAGUGUUUGCACUGUGUGGACAUGUGUCAUCAUCGUAUGUAAAAUGUUGUACCAGUUGAAGUCCAUAAAUCCCCCAUCCUACUCCAAGAACUGCUCUAUGCCGGUGGGCUACAAAGACGACGAGAGGACUGUGAUGAAGGAUUCUGAGCUGUAUAAGGGACCUGUGGAUCCAGCCAUCUGGGUUGGCUUGAAUAAGUCUAAUGACCUACUGGGCUACCUCUGGAACAACCUCUUGAUGUUGGCUCUCUUAGCGUUUGAGGUGACCAUCUACCGCCAUCAGGAAUACUUCAGACUAAGGAACAAGCUGUUGCCUCCUGCCGCUCGUGUUAUCUUCCAUGACAUCACACGGCAGCACCUGGACCUCGGCAUCAUCAGCUUCAUCAAAUACUUCAUCAACUACUUCUUCUACAAGUUUGGACUUGAGACGUGCCUGCUGUUGGUGGUGAAUGUAAUCGGGCAGCGUAUGGACUUCUACGCCAUGCUACAUGCCUUUGCCUUGAUAGCUGUCAUGUAUAGACGAAGGAGGAAAGCCAUUGCUGAGAUCUGGCCCAAGUACUGCUGCUUCCUGGCCUGUAUGCUGACCGUCCAGUAUUUUAUCUGCAUCGGGAUCCCACCUGCAGCCUGUAAAGACUAUCCCUGGAGGUUUCCCAACUCUACUACAGACUCCAAUGUUGUCAAGUGGCUCUAUGUUCCAGAUUUCCGCACCAGGCCCAAUUCAUUAUUCCUCAUCUAUGACUUCAUGCUGCUGCUGUGUGCCUCUCUUCAGAGGCAGGUGUUUGACGAUGAGAACAAGGCGGCAGUUCGCCUCAUGGCCGGAGACAACGUGGAGAUCUGCAGAGACCUGGAUGCAGCCUCCUUCAGCGUCCACAACCCCGUCCCCGACUUCAUCCACUGCAGGUCCUACCUCGACAUGCUGAAGGUCAUCAUGUUCAGUUACCUGUUCUGGUUCGUCCUCACCAUCAUCUUCAUCACAGGAACCACACGCAUCAGCGUCUUCUGUAUGGGAUACCUGGUUGCCUGCUUCUACUUCCUGCUCUUCGGUGGAGAGCUGUUACUGAAGCCAAUCAAAAAGAUCCUGCACUACUGGGACUUUCUGAUUGCCUACAACAUCUUUGUCAUCACCAUGAAGAACAUUUUGUCUAUCUUGGCUUGUGGCUACAUCAACUCUCUGAUCAAGAAGAAGUGUUGGUUGAUUCAGUUGUUCAGUUUGGCCUGCACCAUUAAAGAAUAUAACAUCAACACCAGCCAGGAAAGUCUGUCCCCUGAUGAUCACUGUGAGCUGCCCAGUAACGAGGCCGGGAUCAUCUGGGAUAGUAUCUGCUUCGCCUUCCUGCUGCUGCAGAGACGAGUGUUCAUGAGCUACUACUUCCUCCACGUGGUGGCUGAUAUCAGAGCGUCACAGAUCCUCGCAUCCAGAGGAGCGGAGCUUUUCCAGGCCACUAUAGUGAAGGCGGUGAGGGCGAGACUGGAGGAGGAGCGCAAGUCUGUGGAGCAGCUGAAGAGACAGAUGGAGCGCAUUAAAGUGAGGCAGCAAAAGUUUAAGAGGGGCAAGGAGAAGAUGAUGAGCUUGGCACAGGAGUCUGGUGAUGGACAGACCCUCAUCCAGCCCGAGGACGAUGACGAUGGAGCACAGCGAACGAAAACCAAGACCAAAAAAAAGCAGUGGUGGAGGCCGUGGGUUGACCAUGCUUCCAUGGUUAGAAGUGGAGACUAUUACUUGUUUGAAACUGACAGUGAGGAGGAAGAGGAGGAUGAGGAGAAAAAAGACGAUGAGCCGCCAAAGAAGUCAGCAUUUCAGCGAGCUAUUGGGAAGUUUGUCUCUGCUGUCCUGGCUUUGCCCAGGUCUAUCAUUAAGCUGCCUAAAACUAUCCUGCACUAUGUAGUGAAGGCAGGCAAGUUUCUUUACCAUGCCUGGAUCACAGACCCCAAAGCUGCACUGAGGGCACGGGGCAAAGAGAAACGCAAAUUUUGGAAGAAAUACACAAAGGGAAUUAGACACAGGAAAAGUAAGAAAGAUGCAGGUCACGUGGCCAUAGAGGUUGGUGAGCUGUCUGAUGGGCAAGAAAAAGGAGAGGAGCGCAAGCAGUCUGGUGGUCAAGACAACAUCAUCAAACGAGUGUUCAACAUCAUCAAGUUCACCUGGGUGCUAUCUAAGACGACAGUGGACAGCUUCACCAAGUGGAUGAAUGACAUGUGCAGAGAGUACAUCGACAUCUCCACUGUGCUGCGUAUAGAGCGCUGCAUGCUGACGCGAGAGGUCAAAAAGGGCAACGUGCCUUCCAGAGAGAGUAUCCACGUCUACUACCAGAAGGCCAUGAGGCUCAACAUGUCCAGGCAGGCCAGUUUAGAUGCGCUCAGUGAUGACGAGUUUGUCUCCAGCUCCAGCAGGGUCAGACGGAGGCGAGGAGGCCUUCCCAUGGAGAGCCAGGACUCGACGGCCUCCAGAGACAGCAUAUCCAGUGCCUUCACUGAGGCCACCACGCUGUUAUCUCGCGAAUCCACGCUGGACGACCUCGAUCCGAUGCCAGAGUGCAUUCCCAAAACCAGCGAGCGUGCUAGGCCCAAACUGCGUAAGAUGUACGGCCUGGACGUGUCCAAUUCAUCAAUGGACAGCGCCAGCAGCUUCAUGUCCAGUGAAGCCACCCAGUGUAUCAUGCUCUACUCCAGGCAGGGCACCACAGAGACCAUAGAAGAAGUGGAGGAUGAGCAGGACCAAGGGGAGGACAUGCAGCAGGUUCCCUGGGAAUCACAACAGCUGGAUGACAGUGAGGGGCCCGAGGGUGGCCCCUGGAAUGACCCAGAAUCCAGGGAGGAAGAGGAAGAGGAGGAGGAUGGUGAGGAGCAGGAGGGGCUGGAGGGUGAGGAGGGUGAGGAAGGUGAGGAGGAGUUAGAGGUACCAAAGGACCAGGAGAGAGAAGAGGCUCCCUGGGAGUCUUUUGGCCCAGGCGAGGGCCCCUCCUGCCGGCUGGAGGAGGCCUGUACCCACUCUGUCCAGGACAAAGACUUCAUCACUGAGAGUGAAGACGGAGGGGCACAGCAGGACUUCAUGCAGACAGAGGGGCGAGCAGGGCUGCUCUACACCCCUGAUACAGAUGCUUCUAAAAUGUCUGACGCCGACGUGCCUCCCAGCUACAGCAAGGCGGUCAGCUUCGACCGCCUGGAAGUCAGCGAUGACGAGAGUGACACGGACAGGAAGAGGCGUAUGAUUAUGACCUCUGACAGCCACUCGGACAGCAGGUCAGACAUCAUGCUGCCCUCUAUGACCACUGAGCUGACCGCCAGCGAACUGCUGCUCAACAAGAUGUUUUUUGACGACGAGCUGGAACAGUCAGAUAAGUUCUACCAAAGCCAGCCUCUGAUCCUCCAGCUCUGCUAUGCCUUCUACAACAUGCUGGUGGCCCACUCGGAGAUGGUGUGCUACCUGGUCAUCAUCAUCAACCACAUGGUGUCGGCCUCCUGCGCCACCCUGGUCCUUCCCAUCACCAUCUUCCUCUGGGCAAUGCUGUCCGUGCCCCGGCCCAGCAAACGCUACUGGAUGACUGCCAUUGUCUAUACUGAGGUCACCAUCGUCAUCAAGUACUUCUUCCAGUUUGGCUUCUUCCCCUUCAACCAGAACAAGAUGGAUAGGAACAAACCGUAUCACCCUCCCAACAUCAUCGGUGUGGAGAAGAAGGACGGUUACGUCCACUAUGACCUGGUGCAGUUACUGGCUCUCUUCUUCCACAGAUCCAUUCUGAAGUGCCACGGUCUGUGGGACGAGGACGACCCCAAAGACAAGAAAGAGCCUCCUCAUCAGAGUGAGUCCGAGGACGAGGGAAAGGACAAGGAGGAGAGCGAGAAGGAGUCUGAACCUGCCUCCUCAGUGAUCAGUGAGACCAGAGGCUCCACUCACACCUUAAAGUCCAUAAACUUUGGGACCUCCAUAGAUUCAGGACAUGUCCAGGUGCACUUCCCACAACAGCAGACCUACCAGCGUCGCAAGAGCUCCAGCGGAGGCUCGCACAUUUCUCACCGAUCUCUUCACUCUUCUGCACGGUCAAAGAGAGGAAGUACUGCCUCCCACAACAGCAGCCGCAAGGAUGGCAGCGAGGCCAGCGUCCACCAGAAGACCCGCAAACAGAUGAUCAUGGAGAAGCUGAGAGAGCAGCUCUACAAAGGAAAAGCUUUCAUCAUAAAGCGGUUCAUGGAGCUCUACCUUCCCAUGAGGCAGUUCUUCUACAACCUGAUCCAUCCAGAGUACAGUGCCGUCACAGACGUCUACGUGCUGAUGUUCCUCGCUGACACCGUCGACUUCAUCAUCAUUGUGUUUGGAUUCUGGGCGUUUGGUAAACACUCAGCGGCAGACAUCACCUCGUCUCUGUCGGAGGAUCAGGUGCCGGGACCCUUCUUGGUCAUGGUCUUGAUCCAGUUUGGGACCAUGGUGGUGGACCGGGCCCUCUACCUCAGAAAGUCUGUCAUGGGAAAGGUUAUCUUCCAGGUCAUCCUGGUCUUUGGCAUCCACUUCUGGAUGUUCUUCAUCCUGCCUGGAGUCACAAAGAAGCGUUUCAGUGAGAACACAGUCGCUCAGAUGUGGUAUUUUGUCAAGUGCAUUUACUUCGGGCUGUCGGCCUAUCAGAUCCGCUGUGGUUAUCCUACUCGCGUUCUGGGAAACUUCCUCACCAAGAGCUACAAUUAUGUCAACCUCUUCCUGUUUCAAGGUUUCCGCCUCGUGCCAUUUCUGACGGAGCUGCGAGCCGUGAUGGACUGGGUUUGGACUGACACCUCUCUGUCUCUGUCCAGCUGGAUCUGUGUGGAGGACAUCUACGCUCACAUCUUCAUCCUCAAAUGCUGGAGAGAGUCUGAGAAGAGGUACCCCCAGCCGCGAGGCCAAAAGAAGAAGAAGGUGGUGAAGUACGGGAUGGGAGGGAUGAUUGUGAUGCUGCUGAUCUGUAUCGUCUGGUUCCCGUUGCUCUUUAUGUCCCUUGUAAAAUCUGUAGCUGGAGUCGUCAACCCGCCGCUGGAUGUCUCGCUCAAGAUCACCCUGGCCGGCUUUCAGCCCAUCUUCACCAUGAGCGCUCAGCAGAAACAACUGCAGAAUGUGACGCCAGCUGAAUUUGAAAAGUUCACCAAGAUAUAUUUUGAUAACGAUGAAGCCUUGCAGUGGCUGGAGGGCUACAUGCCAGAGGACCUGAUCAUCGCUGAGCUGAAAGGCAGCUCCAACUCUCUGUGGACCAUCAGUCCACCCAGCAGAAACAGCCUGAUAGACAUGUUGAACUCCACUGAGGACUUCCCCAUCACUGUGUCCUGGUCUGUGCAAAGGAACCUCAGUCUUGGUGCCAAGGCUGAAACCGCGUCUGGAAAACGAGUGAAGCCCCUCGACCCAGAAACGAAGCAGGCCCUCAUCAGGCUCCUGAAGGAGCCGGAAAAAGAGUCACAAGUGACGCUGAGAAACAUCUUCCCUCGUUAUAUUCGAGCCCCCAGUGACUCAGACGCCAAUCCUGUCGAGCAGCUGAAUAAAGAUGAAGAGAUGUUGGACAUAGACGUGACGUUGAAGCAAGCUAAUAACCUGUCAGAUCAGAACCAAGAAUGGUGGAUCGUCAACCAGACGAAGCCCGGCCCGAUAGAAAAGAGGAGUCAACAAUGCAUGUGUGAUGCAGGUCUGGAGGUUUACAUAUUCAGCGACCAAGUCAGCCCGCCCAGUCUGGGCUUCCUGGCUGGAUACGGGAUCAUGGGCCUGUACGCCUCGGUGGUUCUGGUCAUCGGCAAGUUUGUGCGCGAGUUCUUCAGCGGUAUUUCCCACACCAUCAUGUUCGAGGAGCUGCCCAACGUGGACCGGAUCCUCAAGCUGUGCACCGACAUCUUCCUGGUCCGAGAGACGGGGGAGCUGGACCUGGAGGAGGACAUGUACGCCAAGCUCAUCUUCCUCUACCGCUCGCCAGAAACUAUGAUUAAGUGGACCCGGGAGAAAACUCAGUGAAACUCAGCGAGGGUACGUUGAAUUGUGAAGGCGAGUCAAAGCUUUUUUCGGAGACGCUGGGUGGUCGCUCUGUUGGUGUGAGCCGCUAUUUCAGCCCAUUCACCAGCUGAGGACCAACUCUGUCCUCCUCAACUGAGCUCUGAUGGCAGUGACACAGUGUUAGCUCCACACAAAAACACUUUCUGGUAUUUUUUACUCUCAACUGAUGGAAAACAACAACAGAUUACAGUCAUAUUAUUAACAAUUGAGCACAAAAUUUGCCGGUGCUUGUAUUUAUCUUGCAAAACAUGGCUCAGUUUGGCAUCCGGUGGACAAAAUAAGCAGCUGGUGUUCAGUUGGAGAUGGAGAGAAAUCUUUUCAGACAUUUUUCCUAAGAUAUAAAAAGUCUUAUCCCUAACAUAAAGGUAGAUUUUUAAAGACCCCUCGCCACUCUUCGCGUCUGUCAUCAUCACAUUAUCUCAAUUGAACAGCAGGCGGAGAGAAGCUCGAACUGGCUGCAACAUUACUCUUUAAGGGCUUCCCACCAACAAGUAAGUGCACAACAAUGACAACAUGAGCACAAUCUUAUAUUUUCUCCAACUGGAACACUUCAAUUGUGGGAAUUGUGCAAUAUCGAGCUCUCGAUUCUCCACGGGGACCGAAAGGAAAGGGUGGUUCUGACUAAGACACAUGAACAUAGCCCCACCGUUUCUUCUGUUUGUUUUUUUUUAACGUCAGAGGCAACACGUGGGACCUCUCCAGACACAAUGCAGAAAACAUUAUCAGACAAUCUUAACUUGCCUUAUUUUGUUUGUAUGAGAAGAACUGAAACUCUCAUCGACUACAUAUCUUUCUCAGGAAGAGCUGUUUCCACAGAUAUUCAUUGUAUGAGUUCUAUGUUACGAUAUGUAGGCUUUGAUGGAAUCUAAAAGAAUAUGAGAUUGUAGAGAAGAUGACAACUGUUUAAAUGGCAUGACAUUUAAUGUGGAUAUUGUUCAGUUGGACUGAUGCUGAGUUUGUUUACUGCAGAGUGACGCAGUUUAAGGACGUAUUAAGAAAGUAAACGUAUCGCUGUGGACUUUUUUUCCUCACACAGAAUGAGAAUAAUUGCCAAUCAUCCAUGUUCUGAAUCAUCUACAGGUUGGCUAGAGUCGCAACCAGCAGAGGGCUGCUUCUGAAUCAGGGUAAUGUGCAUUAAGUGGUAGACUCUUGCACAACAUUUGUGAACCUCUGGCUGUUUUUAACAUUCACACUCAUGAAAACUGUGGCGCCCACAGCUGUGCAUCAACAUCCUCAUCAAGAUGAAAAUUAAAGAGACUCAAAAAAGAUUCCUCACAUAAAGGGCUGCAACGUGAAGCCCUUUGGUCCAUACUAUGCAUUAGAGGACACUGUAGCAUGGAAGAGAAACUUCAUAAUUAAUUUUCAUUAAAUGUACAUUCAAGUGUAAGGGGACAGGAUAUGCCACGGGGGAAUGAAAUGUGAAAUUGUACCUGUAUGUUUAAGGCAAUGUGGUAUGACAGAGGU